UGGCUCCUCCACGUUCACGGGGUCUCUCCUCCCCGGGGCUGCAGCAGGAGGAGCCCUCUGUGGACAGGGGAUGGUAGCAGUGCUGUGAGGCGCGGGUCAAGGCUGGACUCUCCCCCGGCGACACGAGCAGCAUGGUGUCCCUGUCUCCCUCUCCUUGCAGCGGCGUCAGGUAGUUGCUCAGGUGCCUUCCUUGAACUGAUGAGUGCUACAGUCCUCCAUUCAAAGAACUCUAAAAAAUGAAGCUACAUCUAUGCUCCGGUGCAUCUUUUAUUACUUCUUUUGGGUAAAUGAGGAGUAGUCAUGUUAUUAUGCUGACAUCUAAGCAUGAAUUUGGUAGACCUGUGGCUAACACGCUCUCUCUCCAUGUGUCUGCUCCUACAAAGCUUUGUUCUGAUGAUACUGUGCUUUCAUUCUGCCAGUAUGUGUCCCAAAGGCUGUCUGUGCUCUCAUUCCGGAGGCUUAAAUGUCAGUUGCAGUAAUGCAAAUCUCAAGGAAAUACCUAGAGACAUUCCCCCGGAAACUGUUUUGCUCUACUUAGACUCUAAUCAGAUAACCUCUAUCCCUAACGAGAUUUUUAAAGAUCUCCAUCAACUGAAAGUUCUCAACCUAUCCAAAAACGCCAUUGAGUUUAUAGAUGAACAUUCUUUUAAAGGUGUAGCAGAGACCUUACAGACCCUAGAUCUGUCGGAUAACCAGAUUGUAAGCGUCCAUGAAAAUGCUUUCAAUAACUUGAAGGCAAGGGCCCGGAUUGCUAACAACCCAUGGCAUUGCGACUGUACUCUUCAGCAGGUUCUGCGAAGCAUGGCAUCUAAUCAUGAGACUGCGAGCAAUAUUAUCUGCAAAACAGCCGUGCUGGAUGAACAUGCGGGACGGGCAUUGCUGACUAAUGCUAAUGAUGCUGAUCUUUGCAAUCUUCCCAAAAGGACAACAGAUUAUGCCAUGUUGGUCACUAUGUUUGGCUGGUUCACCAUGGUGAUAUCAUAUGUGGUAUACUAUGUACGGCAAAACCAAGAGGAUGCAAGACGUCAUCUUGAAUACUUGAAAUCCCUGCCAAGCAGGCAAAAAAAACCUGACGAAGCUGAUGACAUUAGCACUGUGGUAUAGUAUUUGAUGCAGGCUUAGGCAAUUUGUGGUUAAGCCAGAAAAUAGCAGAAAACGCCAAGUGAUUUGGUCCAACAGGAGCU
Messenger RNA from Bufo bufo (common toad), 1184 nucleotides. RefSeq names its product leucine rich repeat containing 3B (gene LRRC3B). The transcript is spliced from 2 exons. Bases 325 to 1104 code for a protein of 259 amino acids. The record is from RefSeq and is a predicted model, not a curated record. NCBI's taxonomy places the organism in Eukaryota, Metazoa, Chordata, Amphibia, Anura, Bufonidae. Gene Ontology annotation, molecular function: protein binding.